Molecule: messenger RNA, 2713 nt
Organism: Agrilus planipennis (emerald ash borer)
Lineage: Eukaryota; Metazoa; Arthropoda; Insecta; Coleoptera; Buprestidae
Gene: rdgC
Product: serine/threonine-protein phosphatase rdgC
Exons: 15
Coding region: 491-2626 (711 amino acids)
Biological process (GO): detection of stimulus involved in sensory perception
Cellular component (GO): nucleus; cytosol
Molecular function (GO): iron ion binding; calcium ion binding; manganese ion binding
Source: RefSeq, a predicted model, not a curated record
UCGGUGUCGAAUUAUAAUAUUAUCGCAGAAGCACAGCAGUUAAAUCGGUCAAUUUGCAUGGGGAUAGACGCGGGCUGAUGCCUGCCGUCAGUCACCGUCGGUCGCUUUGCGCUGAUUUUCUUCCUUCAAUAAGUCAAACGCGUCCCGAAAUAAUAAAAUAAAACCGUUUUGUCGGCCAGUUGGUGUGUGCGCAACGUGCCGCGCGCGUUUUCCGAAUUUUCCGCGGAAAAGGUCAGUCAUUCGCGGAACGACGACUCAACAACACCGGGAAUAUUGUCGGGAUGUGAUUUGUCACGCACGAAUACGAAAGUACGAAAGUUUCUCUACAAUAACAAAACAAAAAUUUUAUUAGAAAAUGAGACAAUUUCGAAAAUCCAGAAUUUCUGCCCCUUGAUGUCAUAUCCAUAUGUGAAAAACAACAUUGAUUGAUUGAAGCUGAACAAGUGGCAUUUCUAAAGUUAACCCUGUUAAGUUUUCCGUCAUUCUAAAGAUGAUGGGGUUCCGUAAGUCCAAAGGCUGUGGCUGCAUUUCAUUCCAUAAGAAAAGUAUAGGCUACGAAGAUGAAUCUACUUCGAGUUACAGGUCGUCAGAUGCUGAAGUUACUAUUCCCAAUUUUGCAAACAAGAAGAGCAAGUCAGAGGGAGGUUUUCUACAGGGCUUAAUACCAAGAAACCUCUUCAAAGGCUGGAGACGGAAUGAUGACCUAAGCAUGACAAAAAUAGAACGAACAAUGAAGGCAGCCAUUUUGAUUCAACGAUGGUAUCGGAGGUACCUAGCCAGAAUGGAAGUGCGAAGGCGAUAUACGUGGACGAUAUUUCAAAGUAUUGAAUAUGCCGGAGAGCAUGAUCAAGUCAGGCUUUACAACUUUUUCAACGCAUUACUCAAGCACAUUCCGGACACAACAGGAUCGAUUGCUUCCACCGCUACGUCCAGAAGCUCUUCCAUUGAUACGUUGGAUAUGAAAUUCGAGGAUGAAUCAGAAGGUGAUGAAGACGAUUGUUUGCGAUCAUCAGAUAGAAUGUAUCGCGGAAUUCACAUUAACUUUCCAAUGAAGAGAAACGACCUGGAUUUGUUAAUAGAAACAUUUAGGAAGAAAAAGCACCACAGACUCCAUGCAAAGUACGUGGCGGGCAUAUUAAAAGAAGCGGUAACGCAUUUGAAAAGAUUACCCAAUUUAAACCAAGCAUCUACAGCUAUUUCGAAGCAAGUUACGAUAUGCGGGGAUCUACAUGGAAAAUUGGAUGAUCUUUUGGUCGUUUUCCAUAAGAAUGGACUUCCAUCGCCAGAAAAUCCGUACGUGUUCAAUGGCGAUUUCGUAGAUAGAGGUAAGAAGGGUCUGGAAGUGUUAUUGCUCUUGCUGGCAUGUAUGCUAGUGUUUCCCGGUGGAGUUUUUCUCAACCGUGGUAAUCACGAGGACCACAUUAUGAACACAAGGUACGGCUUCAUAAGGGAAGUGCAAACUAAAUAUAAGAGAAAUUCGGAGAAGCUGCUGAAGCUAAUCGAAACAGUGUAUCGAUGGCUGCCACUAGGAACAAUAGUAAAUAACAAAGUCCUUAUAGUACAUGGAGGAAUAUCGGAUAACACUGAUUUGGAUCUCAUAAGAAGUUUAGACAGAGGAAAGUAUGUUUCGCUACUUCGUCCUCCAAUCGUCGAGCUUGGUUCGGGACAGGCGUCUGAAUUAAUCGACAAAGUGGAAUGGAAACAAGUUUUUGACAUUCUGUGGAGCGAUCCUCAACCGAAUGACGGAUGCAUUCCAAAUGGACUUAGAGGAGCGGGCACCUACUUUGGCCCUGACGUUACUAAAUCCUUCCUUAAACGGAACAAAAUGAUUUAUCUCAUACGAUCUCAUGAAUGCAAACCAGAUGGUUAUGAAAUUAGUCAUAAUAAUAAGGUUAUAACGGUAUUUUCUGCGUCAAAUUAUUACGAGUUGGGUUCAAACAAAGGGGCAUAUUUGAAAUUAGUCGGCCCACAGCUUGAUACACACUUUGUUCAGUUCACAACGGGAACAGGGAAAACGAAAAGGUUAACUUUCCGCCAACGCAUCGGUCUCGUCGAGUCCUCGGCGAUUCGGGAGCUUAGGGGACACAUUCUUUCCAAUAAAGAAAAGCUGGAGAUGGAAUUUGAGAAAGCUGAUCCGGAAAAAACUGGUUACAUAUCAUUGAGUGAAUGGUGUAGUUCCUUGGAAGCUGCAACUGGUCUCGGUCUUCCCUGGAGAAUGCUGAAAGAUAAAUUGGUUGUAACCGACCCAGAAAGAAACAAAGUCCAAUAUGAGACUACGUUCGAUAAAAUUGUGAGCACCGAUAUUACAACUGUUCAAGGAGCCAGUAAGGUCGUCGAAACUUUAUAUCGAAACAAAAGCAGCCUUGAAACAAUAUUCAGGAUUAUUGACAAGGAUAACUCAGGCUAUAUAAGUUUGGAGGAGUUCUCGGAUGCCUGCAACUUGAUAAAGGAGCACAUGCCCGACCCAGUGACUCAGGAACAGUUAUUGGAAAUUUGUAGGUUAAUGGACAUGAACAAUGAUGGACUCGUGGAUUUGAAUGAAUUUCUGGAAACGUUCAGGAUGGUCGAUCCGGAGCAGCAGGGUAACGAUAAGAAAUCAGUUAAAGGAGAAGAUACUUCCGAAUAAUGUUUAUUGAACACUAUUUCUCUUGCUUAUUGUAUGUAUAUUAUUAAUAUGGGAACAAUUAUUUAUAAUAGACUUGCUCAAAACUUA